AUGUCUGUGUCUGCAUCCGUUUCCGCCUCCGCCUCCUCCAACCUCCCAUCCGAUUCUCGCUCCUCAGGACCCCUCCGUCGUCUGAGCCAACUGCGUGCCUAUACGCAGCAGCAUUUCUCCUCCUCCGCUUCCUCUUCCUCUUCCUCGCACCCUCCUGCUUCGUCAUCAUCGACCAACGGUCCCCGCAUCUCGCGUCGUCAUACCCUCAGCAGUCGAGUUUCCUGGUUUUCUCCCGCCUCCACUGGGACCGAAUCUUCGCAACUCUCGCCUGUGGGGUCUCGCUCGUCGGGCCCAUGUCCCGAAAGUGAGCAGCAGCCAUCCACUCUUGCCCGCUAUAGUGCGGUUUUUUUCCCCAGCUACCGCGGCCUCGAGCUCGACUUGCGUUCCUCCCGCCAGUCCGACCUGUCCAGCUCUUCUCCUUCUUCCAACAACCAAUCCGGUGGCCGUCAGACGACAGCUCAAGGCACGACCAUGGCGCGGCCCAGAGGUGCCUCUCAGGCGCUGGACGCGAGACCCGAUCUCGAUGGCACCAGUCCAUCGGCCUCGUCCAACCUCCACGCGGGAGCCCUCGACUCGUCCGACCCCGUGAUGUCGGAGAACCCGUCGACUGCGUCCCCGCGACCGAAGCAGAAAGCGACCAUUCGCUUCUUCCCCCAUCAAGACACCCAUCAAAGCUCCCGACCCUCCUUGCCCUUCAUCCCCGUCUCGCGAACGCUGCCGUCGGAAAGUUGCGUCAUCCGAGUUGGUCGGUACUCAGAACGCGAUGGUCUGCCCGUGGCCAACCCAACGGACCCCUCCGAUGCCCCGGUCGGGUUCAAGUCGAAGGUGGUGAGUCGGAAACACUGCGAGUUUUUAUACCUGAACGGCCAGUGGCAUAUCAAGGAUGUUGGAAGCUCGUCGGGGACGUUUCUCAACCACAUGCGCUUGAGCCAGCCGAACAUGCCGUCUCGGCUGUAUACGGUGAAGGAUGGAGAUAUUGUGCAGCUGGGGAUUGACUUUCGGGGAGGCGAGGAGAUGAUUUUCCGCUGCGUCCGUAUACGGAUCGAGUGUAAUCGGUCCUGGCAGCAGCAGCCGAAUGAAUUCAAUAAAAACACCGAGAGUCUGAUUCGGAAUUUGGGCAAGGGAGAUACAGCGGAUUAUUCUGGAUGUCGGGAAUGCUCCAUUUGUCUUGGUUCUGUUCUGCGGCCUUACCAGUGUUUGUUCAUGGCAGCCUGCGCCCACGUCUGGCAUUACAAAUGCGUUAGUCGUCUUAUCCACACGCCAGACUACCCCAUGUUCCAAUGUCCCAACUGCCGUGCCUACACCGAUUUAAGCGCCGAGGUCGAUGAUACAAACGAUUUUGACGAGGAGGACGAGAAGAAGGACACGCCAGAGGACAAGCAGGAUACCACCGAUGCAUCGCGGUCACAAACGAAUUCGCCCCAGUUGGAGGCUCAGCCAGCCCCUUCUGGCGACGAACCCCGCCAUGACAACCUGCCGGCCGAGGCAGGCCUCGCUGCCAAUAUUGAGAGCAUGCGUCUGCAAGACACAGAUGCAUCCGAUGAUGCGCGGCGUCCCCCCGCUCCCACGUCCAACAAUGAUGGCACCCCUGUCAAUGCCGAUAGUGAAGUCCCUGGCUGGCAGUCCGUGACCCAGUCACCCAAUGCUCUACAGGCCCGCCAGUCCCACCUGCGUGCGGACACCCCUGUCCGGUCCGAGUCAUCCGAGGACAAUCCUCUGACGCCACUGAACGAUUCGGGGCCCCUAGCCCUUGACGGCCGGGCCGCCAUGCCCUGA
Aspergillus luchuensis is the source of this 1776-nucleotide messenger RNA. RefSeq names its product FHA domain protein. Gene Ontology annotation, molecular function: protein binding; ubiquitin protein ligase activity. The transcript has 3 exons. The record is from RefSeq and is a predicted model, not a curated record. Lineage: Eukaryota; Fungi; Ascomycota; Eurotiomycetes; Eurotiales; Aspergillaceae. Bases 1 to 1776 code for a protein of 591 amino acids. Gene Ontology annotation, cellular component: mitotic spindle pole body; cell division site; cytosol. Gene Ontology annotation, biological process: negative regulation of septation initiation signaling; mitotic spindle assembly checkpoint signaling; ubiquitin-dependent protein catabolic process.